AAGAUUAUGAUACGUGCCAGUUUGCGCUAAUAUAAGCUGAUGAGAGUUUGCUGAUAGCAAAAACAAUUAAGAUAUAGCAAUUUUAAGAAAACAGCUGAACUUAUUACAGGCUUCCAUAAAGUAAAUUUUACCUGAGACCUAAUUAAAAUAUGUAAAAGGCUAAUAACUAAUCAAAAUAAAAUCAAAAACACCCAGCUUUGACUACUUUAUCGCUCUUAUACUGGCAUAGUUCUCUAUUUCUAGAAACAUCUCACGUAUCUACCAAAAAAAAUAUUUGCCAAUUAUCACCUGCACUUAAUUGAUCUAUCAGCCCACAAAAUAUUGUAUAUGCGGUUAUCUUCAGGUUUUUUGGUUGUGUCUAUAAAACACGAAUAACCUGCAGAGCAUUGUUCAGUUGUUUCCCGUGCUUCGACUUCUGCAGAGCAACCGUGUAUUUUUACUUAUCUCAGAUUCCUGAACCGUGAAAUGGACUUCUACUACAGACCCGGAUCUGCUCCCUGCCGUUCUGUUCUGAUGACAGCCAAGGCCCUGGGUGUGGACUUCGAUAAGAAGACAAUUAUAGACACUCGUGCUAGAGAGCAAUUCAAGCCGGAAUACCUGAAGAUCAAUCCCCAGCACACGAUCCCCACUCUGAACGAUAAUGGCUUGGCUUUGUGGGAAUCGCGUGCAAUUAUGGUUUAUCUGGUGGAGAAGUACGGCAAGGACGACAAGCUUUUUCCCAAGGAUAUUCAGAAGCAGGCUUUGAUAAACCAGCGCUUGUACUUCGAUAUGGGAACCCUUUAUAAAAGCUUCUCCGAGUACUAUUAUCCCCAGAUUUUCCUGAAGUUGCCUGCCAAUGAGGAGAACUACAAGAAGAUCGAAGUCGCCUUCAACUUCCUGAACACCUUCCUGGAAGGACAGACCUUCACCGCUGGCGAAGACUAUAGCCUGGCCGACGUCGCCUUCCUGGCCUCCGUUUCCACCUUCGAUGUGGCCGGAUUCGAUUUCAAGCGGUAUGCCAACGUGGCCCGCUGGUAUGAGCAGGCCAAGAAACUCACUCCCGGCUGGGAGGAAAACUGGGCUGGUUGCCAGGAGUUCCGGAAAUACUUCGACAACUGAUCAUUUUAAUCUCGACUUUUUUCCCUUGGUUCUUAUCAAUAAACAUUUAACCUAAGCUGACUAACUAAAGAUUCAACUAAGUUUCUGCCUACACUAAAUGUUAAUAAGUAAAAUUCGAUUGU
Drosophila rhopaloa is the source of this 1220-nucleotide messenger RNA. RefSeq names its product glutathione S-transferase 1-1. The coding region runs from base 466 to 1098 and encodes 210 amino acids. Gene Ontology annotation, biological process: glutathione metabolic process. Lineage: Eukaryota; Metazoa; Arthropoda; Insecta; Diptera; Drosophilidae. The record is from RefSeq and is a predicted model, not a curated record. The transcript has 2 exons. Gene Ontology annotation, molecular function: glutathione transferase activity.